CAGGCCUGCUCCGGACCCCAAAUCCAGGUUCCCUGCCACCAUGGAGAUGGGAUCCUCGGCUCAGGCGCUUGCCCCUUAAGGAAAUUAAAGUCCCCUCGGGCUCCAGCCGGGUCAGGACCCCGCCCCCAGGCCCUCCUCCCGGGGCAGCUUCCCUCCUCCCCUCGCGUCCCCUUAAAAUACCCAGGGUCCCUAUGGUAACAGGCGCUGGGCGACAGGUGCGGGUGUUAUUUACGGGUCGAGCCUGAAAUAGCCCGGGAGGGCGCGGGGGUAGGCGGGUGGGGCGACGCCGGACGGAGCCGAGCGGCGUGUCUGGGCGGAGCGGGCGGCGACUUGCAGGACCCGACGGCUCGGAGGCGUCGCGGAGCUGGGGCCGGUGCGGCGCGGAGGCAGGAGAGCGAGAGGGGGCCCUGCCCGGGAGACCAGGGUGGGAGGCCUGCGGGAGGCAGCUGGCCUGGAGCUGAGCCUGGAGCCCUCCCGGCCCGGCAGGCCCUGGGAGCCCGGGGGAGGGGGAGCCGAGUGAUCCCAAAGGGACGCUGAGUCCCUUCCGGGUCCCAGUUGUCCUUCGAAUCCCGGGGGGAUUUCGUGCCCGUUUCCUGAGCCUCAGUGGGGACCACAGCCCUUCCCUCUGGCCCCGAUAGGGACCCCAGGUCCCCCUCCUGAGCCGGGGGGGGCAUCUGCCAGCCCCCUUCUCUGGACCCCACUGUGUCUCUGAGCCACUGUCCUCUCUCUCAGACGCAGGGAGACUCUCUUAUCUCUCGUCUCUGAAUGGCCAGGGAGACACCCACCCUCUUUUCCUGAAGCCACGUCAGGACUCCACUGUCCCCUUCUGUGAAUGUUGGGGGUCCUACGGCCUUUCUGAGACCCAGAAGGAGUUCCAAUCUCUUCUGAAUUCCAGAGGGGACCCAGCUUCUCCCACUCCAGACUCUGAGCCCAAAAGGAACCAGGAGGCUUCUCCUCUCAAACACUCAAGAGGCCCUCGGCCACCCUCCCUGGGUACCCCGAGCUCUGAGCCUUAGUGGGGUGCUCCUGGACACCCAGUUUCCCUCUGGUGAUUCCUCCCAGUGGGGACCCAGAGUGACCCCUCAGAGCCUCAGCCAGGGCUCAGUUCUUGCUCUGGAGCCCUGAGGUCCCUCUGCUGGAGACCCAGGUUUCAGCUCUGCACCUUGGGGGUACCCUGCCUUUCUUCUGGGUCCCACCUUCCUUGUGGAGUUUCUGGGCCUCCCCCAGGCCCUCCUCUGAACUUGGAGGGUUUCCGCCCAGAGGCUCUAUUUUUUCCUCUUCUAAGCUCCGGAGGAAACCUCAACUCCCCUACUGGAGGUUCUGGGGAAGGUUCACAUCUUCCUUUCUCAGAAUCCAGUGGAAACUGAGCCCCUCACUCCUUCAGGAUCACAGGCGCUGGCCUCCCCCCUCCCGCCCUCAGGACCCCUCCUCGGCUUUGCCUCUUUUGCACCUGCUCUGAGCCCCGCCGGGGCUGCCGCCUCCAGGAUGAUGAUGUGGUCCAACUUUUUCAUGCAAGAGGAGGACCGGCGGCGGCGGGAGGCUGUGAGCCGCCGGCGGGCUCAGGGGCAGCACCAGCUGACUCCCGAGCGGGAGGGAAAGAUCAAGCUGGGGCUCCUGCUGAGCGCCGUGGGCGCCACGCUGGCCGUGCUGGCCGUGGGCACCGAGUUCUGGGUAGAGCUCAACACCUACAAGACCAAUGGCAGUGCCAUCUGCGAGGCCGCCCACAUGGGGCUGUGGAAGAUGUGCACCAAGCGGCUGUGGCAGUCCGAUGUGUCCGCGGGCAGAGACACCUGCGGCCCCGCGGAGCUGCCCGGAGAAGCAAACUGUACCUAUUUUAAAUUCUUUACCACGGGGGAAAAUGCACGCAUCUUCCAGAGAACUACAAAGAAAGAGGUGAAUCUGGCAGCUGCAGUGAUAGCGGUCCUAGGCUUGGCAGUCAUGGCCUUGGGGUGCCUCUGUGUCAUCAUGGUGCUCAGCAAGGGUGCAGAGUUCCUACUCCGAGUUGGAGCUGUCUGCUUUGGCCUCUCAGGCCUGCUGCUCCUGGUCAGCCUGGAGGUGUUCCGGCAUUCCGUGCAAGCCCUCAUGCGGAGAGUCAGCACUGAGCCUCCCCCUGCCCCCACCCUGACCUACGAAUACUCCUGGUCCCUGGGCUGUGGGGUGGGGGCCAGCCUGGUCCUGUUGCUGGGGGGCGGCUGCUUUCUCCUGCUCACCUUACCUCCCUGGCCCUGGGGCUCACUCUGCCCCAAGCAGGGGCACAGGGCCGCCUAGAGCCACCUCUGUGCCUUUUGCAACUACUUCUAAUCCCUUCCUUUUCUCCAUUUUAUCCCCCAAAAUCUGCCCCCCCAAUCCUGGAAAGACUGUGUUCGCCUUGUUGUGGGGUGCAUGGGGUUUGCACAGACCUGCUUCUGCCUCAUCUUUUCCCUCUGUGAAUAUGUUCUUCUCCGUGGCUGAAUUGGGAUGCUUGGGGGUAGGAUGGGGAGAGGUUUUUUGCAAACGAGGGUCCCCAGGGAAGGUCGGGGGGAAGGGGGACCUGAUGGGGUAAUGAGGGAGUG
This is a messenger RNA of Lontra canadensis (Northern American river otter), 2552 nucleotides long. RefSeq names its product calcium voltage-gated channel auxiliary subunit gamma 6 (gene CACNG6). Gene Ontology annotation, molecular function: calcium channel regulator activity. Bases 1486 to 2268 code for a protein of 260 amino acids. Gene Ontology annotation, cellular component: membrane; L-type voltage-gated calcium channel complex. The transcript is spliced from 4 exons. The record is from RefSeq and is a predicted model, not a curated record. Gene Ontology annotation, biological process: regulation of calcium ion transmembrane transport via high voltage-gated calcium channel; calcium ion transport. Lineage: Eukaryota; Metazoa; Chordata; Mammalia; Carnivora; Mustelidae.